AUGUGUGAUUCAUUCUCCUCCAUCAGUGCCAUUCACUCACUUUUACCGACAGAUCCCCCAAAGAAGCCAGACCCAGUCACUUCAGAAACAGUCGUGUUCUGGGGACUGCGGUUAUGGCAGGUUAUUGGCAUCUUCUCUAUGUUUAUUCUAGCAGUCAUCAUAACCCUAUGCUGCAUCUUCAAAUGCCGUAUCCCCAGGACGAAGAAGGAGAUUGAGGCGCGACAUGCUCAGAGAGUAGCAGCUAAGGACUACGCCAACACACUGGAGACAGUGCCUCCUCUCAACGAGCUCACAGAGAUCCCAGGAGCGCUCCUGGUCACUGCAUCCCUCCCGACGGUCUCUGAGCAGGUCCAGACUAGAAGCGCCAGCAGCAGCCAGCUGGAUUCAUCCAAGCCUAACCUUUAA
Oncorhynchus gorbuscha (pink salmon) is the source of this 405-nucleotide messenger RNA. RefSeq names its product transmembrane inner ear expressed protein-like. The record is from RefSeq and is a predicted model, not a curated record. The coding region runs from base 1 to 405 and encodes 134 amino acids. Lineage: Eukaryota; Metazoa; Chordata; Actinopteri; Salmoniformes; Salmonidae. The transcript has 5 exons.